AUGACCGAGCGCAUCGAGCAGACUCAAGCGCGGGCCAUGCAGAUUGGUGCAACCGACUCGUCGGUCUCCGCAAAGUCUUUUGCUCAAGUGCAACGUCAUAGCUACGCCAGCUCGCCAGGCUCUUCACCCACUCCUUCCAAUCCGUCUCAUCCCGCCUCGCUCAAUGGCGACGAUGCUCGCCAUGGCACCUCGCCUGCCACUUCGGUCGAUGUUCCUUCCAUGCCACCGGCUGGUCUCAAGCUCGAUCUAUCUUCGAGCGGCACACAGAGCCGACUGGAGCAACAGGCUUCUCUCAGCCGUGCUGGUGUGGCGCGCUCUCCUCACCCGCUCGAUGUCUCUCAAGAAUCGCGCUCGUCGCUAGCAGCUCGAUCCGGCGGCAUCCUCGCCACGAUGCAGGAAGAAGACGGUCCUGCGUUUUCCGAUAGUCGACGCGGCUCGACGCUCGGCUUUGAUCGCGACUCGUCCUAUUCGCACAUGGAGCAGACCAUGCGUGCCUCGCGCCACCGCUCAGCCUCUAGUGCCGCCGCUCUGGCCCUUCACAGCAGCGCAGGUCCACUUGUCGAUCGAUGGUCAAAGAAUGCUGCAGGACGCAUCACCCCGGCUUCAGGCAUGUCAUCUCGCAACAUCUGGGAAGGGCCCAGCAACGACUCGAUGGUCAGCAACACCAGCCCGAAACCCAACUCUGGCAUGCCGCAGAGGCCCAUUCCGCCGCUCCAGCGCGGCUUCUCAGCUUCAUUUGUCCGCAGCAGCAAACCAGAGCCCGCGUCGCCUUCGACGUUUCUCAGUUCGCCUGCUGGCUUCCCCGAUCUCGGUUUCGACUUCUUCGACCCUUCGCUGCGAACGUCGCGCGCCAGCGUCCACGGCGCCACCACCACAUCUCCCUUUGGCGCAGUGCCGGACCUGCCACAGCUCUCGAGCCAUCCCGAGACGACAGCGGCUCAAGAUAUCGUCGGCGAGGAUCAGCAGCGUUUGCUUGCUGGUACCGAGUCUCGACGCCAUUCCGUCGCUGGCAUGGGUCCCAAUCGCGAGGCUGCUGGUGUCAUCGGAGGCCACCGACGCGCGAUUGGCUUUGAUGUUGCCGAUUCGUAUGGGCGCGAGGGCAAUGGGGCAUGGCCGCGCGCUGGCAACCAUAGGCGCGAUCGCAGUGUGAGCAGCGUCAUUCCGGGUUUCAACCCGUUUGCAGGCAGCAGCCUCGCCCUCUCCGUCGAUGAUCUUGCUGGCGACUUCCAAUUCGACGCCACAUCUCGGAACGAUACUCGGCGCUCGGAUGUGUCUAGUGGCAGCGCACCCGACGCCAGCCCUUACGCAGCAUCGAUGUCGCCUGCCUUGGACGAACGAGGCUUUGGCAGCUUCGAAGCAAGGUCCGAUGGGUUGAACGAGUCACCGCAUGCUCGUGGAAGCCGCAGCAGCGGCGGCGGCGGCGGCAGAGAUAGUCUCUCAGCCAGCUGGGAUACGAUGACACCCUCGCAGAUGGCAGCACGCUCGCCCGGCGAAAGCCAGCGCACGCUUGCCGAGAUGACAUGGCAAUUGCGCCAAAUCUCGAUCGGCGAAGGUGAUCUUCGAGCGCGUCCGCAUUUCCAAGGUGUCACCUCCAUCUUUGACAGUCAGGCCGAAGGCACGCGCACGGUGCGCGGUAGUCCCGGGACGUCGCCUGCUGGAGCUCAUGGCGCCGGCGUCGAAGCAAGUACAAGCACGGGUCGCGGUCUUUCGGCUCAGGCCAAGUCGUUUACAUCAGCCUCGCAGGCACGUGCAGCGAACGCGCCCGACCGCCUCGACGUUGGUGGCUAUCCUGGAGUCGGCCCUGUCGAGGUGCCUUUCUAUGGUUAUGCCGGACCCGCUCUGGUUCAAAGCGGUCGCAUUGUGCCACAGAUGGCGGGUGCGCCUCCCUUCCUUCCGCCGCAGCAAAUGCCCGCUAGCUUUGGCACAACGGUCACCGGCGGCCUGCCCGGUCUGGGCCCGCGUCCGUCUAUGUCCACCUCGUCGAACGACCUCACAUUUUCCAGCUUGGCUGCACUUGGACCGAUGCCGCCCUCGUCGAUGGGACCUCCUGGCGGUCUGGGAGGCGCAGGUGUUGGGUCUCUGUCGAGCGCAGGUACAACUAGUGAGCUGCAGGAUCUGGGCAAGGGAGUGCCGCUCUCGACUCUGUCGAAGGAUACGCCGCUGUACAUUGUCGAAUUCAAGCAAGGACGCACGGAUCUGUUUUUCCGCUCAAAAUUACCAUCGCAGUCGCCCUCGAACCGCGACCGCGAGUCCAUCGGACGCGGCGACUUGGUGAUCGUGGAGGCGGACCGAGGCAAGGACCUGGGUACGGUGGUCAACGACAACAUUACGGUGGAGCAGGUGCAAGCAUUGUUGGCGCAUCAGUCGGAUCUCACGAUUGGCACAGCAGCUGGAGGAGGAGGCGCCGCCGCCGCCACCGCAGCAGGCUGGUUGGGUGGGUCCAGCACGCGCGACGAGACGUCUUCAAACGCAUCAGGUCUCAGCGGCUCGCCCACUUCGACGAUGGGUGGUGGAUCGCAGGCGCCCACAAGCAUGAACGCGAUGGCGGCUCGGCCGAUGCGCACCAUCAAUCCCAAGCGGCUGUUCACCAAGGCGACGGCGGCGGAUACGAGCACGCUCUACUCGAAGGCGCAGGACGAGGAGCGCGCUCUGCAGCUGUGCGUCUCGAAAGUGAUGCAGCGGGGAUUGCCAAUGAGCGUGGUGGCGGCCGAGAUGCAGUGGGACAGACGCAAACUCACGUUCUACUACACGGCGAGCAUGCGCGUCGACUUUCGCGACCUUGUCAAGGAGCUAUUUCGACUGUACAAGACGAGGAUUUGGAUGUGCCAUCUGGGCCACCCGAGCGGUGCCGGCAUGGGCUGA
Messenger RNA from Sporisorium graminicola, 2862 nucleotides. RefSeq lists its product as uncharacterized. The transcript has a single exon. Gene Ontology annotation, cellular component: cytoplasm. The coding region runs from base 1 to 2862 and encodes 953 amino acids. The record is from RefSeq and is a predicted model, not a curated record. NCBI's taxonomy places the organism in Eukaryota, Fungi, Basidiomycota, Ustilaginomycetes, Ustilaginales, Ustilaginaceae.